Messenger RNA from Cinclus cinclus, 5166 nucleotides. RefSeq names its product acyl-CoA synthetase short chain family member 1 (gene ACSS1). Gene Ontology annotation, molecular function: acetyl-CoA synthetase activity; AMP binding. The record is from RefSeq and is a predicted model, not a curated record. Lineage: Eukaryota; Metazoa; Chordata; Aves; Passeriformes; Cinclidae. The coding region runs from base 150 to 2174 and encodes 674 amino acids. The transcript has 14 exons. Gene Ontology annotation, cellular component: mitochondrion.
UCCCCGCAGGCGGUGUCUCUCCCUCUCUCUCUCUUUUCUUUUUUCUCUCUCUCUCUCUCUUCGUCGCUCUCCCUCUCUCGUUCGCUCCCUCUCGCUCACCCGGUGUCCGGGCGGUCGCGCCGGGGACAGCGGGGCAGGGCUGUGUCCCCAUGGCGCUGGCGGCCGCCCGAGCGCGGGCUCUGCGCUCCCUCAGCCUCCCGCGGCCCCCGGGCCGGGUCCCGGUGCCGGCCCGGAGUUGCUGCAGCCCGGCGGGGGCCCCCGGGGCGCUGCCGCCCGGCGAGUACCGGGCCUGGAGGGAGCGGGCGGCCCGAGACCCCGCCGGGUUCUGGGCGGACGCGGCGCGGGGGUGGCUGCGCUGGGACAGUCCCUUCCACACGGCCUGCCAGCCCGGCUCGCCCGCUGGUUCCGCCCGCUGGUUCCUCGGAGGCCGCCUCAACGUCUCGGUAAACUGCUUGGAUCAGCAUGUCGAAAAGUCUCCGAACAGAGUGGCUUUGAUUUGGGAGAGAGAUGAACCUGGCACUGCAGUGCAUGUCACAUACAGGGAACUUCUGGAUCUGACUUGCCGCCUUGCCAACACCCUGAAGAAAUAUGGGAUCCAGAAAGGGGACAGGGUGGCCAUCUAUAUGUCUGUGUCCCCCUUGUCAGUGGCAGCCAUGCUGGCUUGUGCCAGGAUUGGUGCUGUUCACACCGUGGUCUUCGCAGGAUUCAGCGCCGAGUCCUUGGCUGGGAGAAUCAUGGACUCUGGAUGCAAAGCAAUUAUCACAUACAACCAGGGAGUCAGGGGAGGCCGAACCAUAGAGCUGAAGGCAACUGUGGAUGCAGCUGUGAAGAACUGUCCAAGCAUCAGACACGUGUUUGUGGCUCAGAGGACAGAUAACAAAGUCCAGAUGGGUGACCUUGAUAUUCCCCUCGAAGAGGAGAUGACCAAGGCAGAUUCCAUCUGCACUCCAGAGAGCAUGGACAGUGAAGAUGUGCUCUUCAUGCUGUACACCUCAGGCAGCACUGGGAAACCCAAAGGAAUUGUUCACACCCAGGCUGGAUACCUGCUGUACGCUGCUCUCACGCACAAGUAUGUGUUUGACUACCAGCAAGGAGAUGUUUUUGGCUGUGUGGCCGACAUUGGCUGGAUCACAGGACAUAGCUAUGUUGUGUAUGGACCACUCUGCAAUGGAGCCACCUCUGUCCUCUUUGAAAGCACUCCAGUGUACCCUGACCCAGGUCGUUACUGGGAAGUGGUGCAAAGGUUGAGAAUUAAUCAGUUUUAUGGAGCACCUACAGCGAUACGCCUGCUGUUGAAUUAUGGAGAAGAGUGGGUGAAGAAAUAUGACAGAUCUUCCUUGAAGGUUUUGGGUUCAGUGGGAGAGCCCAUCAACAAGGAAGCUUGGCAGUGGUUCUACCAGGUGGUGGGAGAAGGGCGCUGUGCCCUCGUGGACACAUGGUGGCAGACAGAAACUGGUGGCAUCUGCAUUGCCCCACGGCCCUCAGAGGAGAAAGCUGAGAUUGUUCCAGCUAUGGCUAUGAGACCUUUCUUUGGGAUUGUGCCUGUCCUCAUGGAUGAGAAUGGAGAGAUUAUAAAGGGCAAUGAUGUGUCUGGUGCACUCUGCAUUGCCCAGCCAUGGCCUGGCAUGGCAAGAACAAUCCAUGGAGAUCACCAGCGCUUUAUUGAUGCCUAUUUCAAAGCCUACCCAGGUUACUACUUCACAGGGGAUGGUGCUUACAGGAACCAGAAAGGCUAUUACCAGAUAACAGGGCGCAUGGAUGAUAUCAUUAACAUAAGUGGACACAGGCUGGGGACAGCAGAAAUAGAAGAUGCAAUGGCUGAUCACCCUGAGGUCCCUGAGACAGCUGUGGUUGGAUAUCCACAUAAGAUCAAAGGAGAAGGUGCCUUUGCUUUCAUAGUGCUAAAGGAGCAGACACCUCGUGUAGACGAUAUCAAAGAAGAGCUCAAAACCAUAGUGGCUUCGAAGAUAGCAAAGUAUGCUGUGCCUGACCACAUUCUGGUGGUAAAGCGCCUCCCUAAAACUCGAUCAGGGAAGAUCAUGAGGAGGCUCCUGAGGAAAGUAAUCACUGAACAAUCAAGCGACAUGGGAGAUGUCACCACACUUGAUGAUCCAAGUGUUGUCAAAGAGAUACUGGAUGCUUACCAGAAAUACAAGGAGAAGAGUUCCUCAUAACAGGCAGCUCUGGAAUUUCUCUCCUUUGGAAAUGUGGAAGGUCUCCAAAUAACCAGGCAAACAGCAUAGUUCUCUCUUGGUGUUUUUUUUAAAAAAAACCUGUUUACUUCUAGGGGAACAAGAUUUUCCACUCCACAACAUUUUUGAGAUGGCAAGGGCUACGAGCAGUCUGCAGUUUUCCACUUUCAUUGAACUCCUUUUCCUUGUGUUUGGGGCUGUUGUAGAGCAGUUGGUGGUGGUUUCCAUGAGCUAUGCUGAAAUUUAACAUGAGCUGAAGCAAGAUGCAGAUGUUAAUGUUUCUCUUUUUAAUGUUAUUGUACAGAGAAACACUGUUUAUACAAUACUUUUUGCUGUUGUAAAAGAAGCCCUGGAAAAUAUUUCUUCAAUUAUUCCUUCAGCUUGGAUAUCUUGGAGUCCAAGCAUUUCACUGCAACUGUGGUGCCUUUUCAGCAAUUCUGAGUAUUCUAGAUGAUGUUUCAUAUGCACUACUAGGGACAUGAGAAGGACAUGGCUAGUCUGAGAGUUUUUCCUUGACUUCACCCAUUAUUCUGAUAUCUCCUUUGGCUUUCGUCAUAUGGAUUUGUUCUUACCACCAUGUGUCCUGGGACUUCCCAGAGAAGGUCAGGGAGCCUGUGGCCCUUCAUGUCUCACCUAGGUAACCCAACACCAGCACUUACAGCUGCAAAAAGGAGCCACAAAGCCCAUGACUGGACUUCCUACAUGUCCUCAGUGCAUUUCUGCCAAGCUGAUUUACCAAAGAGUUUAGUGCCAUGUGGACACCCACAAACUGCACAGUCCACUAAAAAAGUGCCUCUUAGAUUCCUUGUGAAAAGUGACAGUAGCAUUCAAGACCAGCAACCUCAGAAUAGCAGGGAAGAACAACCUUUGUCUUUCCUAUGCUUUCAGAAAUGCAAUUGAACUUGACAGUGUUUUAUUUCUGGAUUAAUUUUAUAAUGACCACAUUGCAGUUUAAGCACUCCUCAUAUUUGGGCUGUACAAAAGAAUUUGUAUGGCUACUUAUUCCUGAAUUUAAUUGGAGCAACACUGCUUUUUCCAGGGAGACUGUGUACUGCAAAGACAAUUUCUGCACCUAACUGGAGGGAGGAAAGGCAGGAGGGAAAUGGGUAGGUGAUCUGUAGGAGUGGGAAAGGCAUGGGGAGUUUUCUGGCCAGCAGAGAUUCUGGUAACAGAAUGGGAAGCAGGCUGCUUGAAGUAUGAUAUGUUCUCACAAACAGGUGGUGUUGUCUUAGAUCCCAGAGUUCCUCCAAGGAUAUCAGCUGCAUUCACCUCUUAAAAAAUUUUUGCAAAUGUCUCUAGGGACAGAAAAAUAUAGUAAGGAAUACCAUCCUUUGUUAAAUAUCCCAUCCUUCUGGCUGAAAUUUUUACAUAAGGUAAGUAAACACCCUGCGAACUAUCUGGGAAGUUGAAGAUCAAAAGAUUUGAAGGUUUGAUAGAGUUGGUAGGAUGCUAAUGUUUUAGGAGACAGACACUACUUUAUUGCCACUGUAAUAGGGAAAAAAGCCAACCUGCUUCUUUAAGUAAUUUCCAAGUGGGAAGCAGACGAGGGUUAAUGUUUCUGACAGAAAAUGUACACUGACUUGUUUAAACAAAUCGUCUCCAUGCAGUCUGAAAUAACAGUAUGGAGGAAGAAAAAUUUCUUUUGAACAAGAUUGCACACUUUUGUUUUAAUCAAAGAAGAAUUUCUUGUAAGUAAAAUAUAUUUCCUUUUCUUUUUGACCUGAAAUUUUUCAAUGUGUCGUCCCAGUGGUCACAGACCCAUGGUUUAAUUCAUGUGAACUUUCUCACAAACACUGUCUGUGUGAGGAGCAGUGUGCUUUGGUGCAUUGGGACAUUUGUCAUCCAAUUCCUCUGCUCAGGGAAAAUGAGAGAUGGGUAUACUCCCUCACCUGCAUUCCUGUUGUCUCAGCUUGCAUGGACUUGGGGACCGUGGCUGCCAAGGGGGUUGCAGGCUGACCAGAAAGUUGCAGAAGCUCAAUAAAUUCACAUCUGUGCCAGCUGUGGUGUAGACAGGAACUUGUGCAUGCCCCGUGCCUGAAAACGUUGAAGGCCAGGUUAGAUGGGGCUUUAAGCAACCUGGUCUAGGGGAAGGUGUCCCUGCCCAUGGCAGGGGGUUCAACUAGCUGAUCCUUGAGGUCCUUCCCAUACAAAUCUUAUUUCCACAGCUGAGCUAUAGUGUUUGGCAUGUGCAUCUCCUCAGAGGCCCCCUUGGGGUAUUACAAGAGAGCACAAGGUGCUCCAGUGCUGCCCACGUGGUGUUCUGCAGUGGACACAGUUUGUGCUGGGCAGCCUCAGUCUCUCACUAAAACUGCACUUCUGCAAGUGUCCCAGCACUGACUCUUGGAGCUGACAGCCUGUGCCCAGCCCGUGCAAUGGCACCCCGAGUUUGGUAAAAAUACAGCUUGGAAGGGCUUGGAAAGAACACUUCUAAUGAAAAGAAGGAUACUGUGCUUUACUUAAGUAGGCAACUCAUAGAAAUCUUGAAAUUGAAAUUUUAUAUAUUACUUCCAGAGUUUAAAGUUUCUGUCCAGACAAGUCCCCUUUUCUUCAUUCUACCCACUAUCUCUGCUAGCAGCAGCAGCAGUUGCCUCUUCACUGCAAGCUUGAUUUCAGCUUUACAUUUUCACCAACAACAGCACUGGUGUAUGGUUACAGUGCUUUCUACUUAAUAUACAGCAGGUAUAUGGCUCAGGGAGGGAUUCAGACCACAGAAUUGGCACUGAUAUUCUCAGUGCCUGAAAUGCCAGAAAGGAGGAAGUUUCUGAAGUAGCCAGGCCUGCAAGGCUCUUAACACAAGCUGAUCUUCAGCAAUCAGUGGUCAGGUAUCACUUGGAUCGUGGGACAAACUUGGGGGCAAUUUCUUAAUUUAACAAAGCAGAGCUGUUGAAUUCUAAACCUUUGUGUGUUCAUAAGGGAUGUAUGGUUGUUUGACAAAUUACCAUUGUAACUUACAUUAAAAGACAUCCAAAGUCAA